Messenger RNA from Plenodomus lingam JN3, 690 nucleotides. RefSeq lists its product as uncharacterized. Gene Ontology annotation, molecular function: structural constituent of chromatin; DNA binding; protein heterodimerization activity. Lineage: Eukaryota; Fungi; Ascomycota; Dothideomycetes; Pleosporales; Leptosphaeriaceae. Gene Ontology annotation, cellular component: nucleosome. The record is from RefSeq and is a predicted model, not a curated record. Gene Ontology annotation, biological process: nucleosome assembly.
AUGGUGUCGAUGAUUGCAUGUUUGGUCAUUCGGGUGACAUUAGAGAGACGCUCCACGCAUGAGCUAUUCACAAAUCACGACAUCGCCAGUCGCUCACUGCCAGGUUGCGCACGUCAACACGGCUGUACCAUGAUCCCCAGCAAGAUUGCGCCAGUAGCAGAUCUCACAAAGGGACUCGAGGCUCUCUUGAGGAAAGGACUGGGCAAUCAUGCACUACUGGCCAUGCGUCUGACUGGUUGUUGGUUAUCGGUGUUGCAGCACUUUUCUCUCCUCUCCAAUCCCGAGUUUUGCAGCAGCCACCCGCGAUCCUGCAUUUUCCAAUCCAAAACCAACAACGACUCGGCAUUUCUAUUCAUCUACGCUAAAUACGUUGGCAAUAUGACUGGACGCGGCAAAGGUGGCAAGGGUCUCGGCAAGGGUGGUGCCAAGCGUCACCGCAAGAUUCUUCGUGACAACAUCCAGGGCAUCACCAAGCCCGCUAUCCGCCGUCUCGCCCGUCGUGGCGGUGUCAAGCGUAUCUCGGCCAUGAUCUACGAAGAGACCCGUGGUGUGCUCAAGACCUUCCUUGAGAGCGUCAUUCGUGACGCCGUCACCUACACCGAGCACGCCAAGCGCAAGACCGUCACAUCGCUCGAUGUCGUCUACGCUCUUAAGCGCCAGGGCCGUACUCUCUACGGUUUCGGUGGUUAG